Molecule: messenger RNA, 1140 nt
Organism: Penicillium daleae
Lineage: Eukaryota; Fungi; Ascomycota; Eurotiomycetes; Eurotiales; Aspergillaceae
Product: F-box protein
Exons: 2
Coding region: 1-1140 (379 amino acids)
Molecular function (GO): protein binding
Source: RefSeq, a predicted model, not a curated record
AUGGUCCAGCAUUGGCAAGUCAUCGCGCCCGCGCGCAAAGAAACGACUGGCGUCUUGGGCAACUUACGCGACGCGUUACUUACGGGCAGCGCAGCUGGUCUCGUUCCACUCCUCGCAGUCCCACUUAACGCCCACCGUGAACAAAUUGAUGGACUCCUCCCGGGCGAAAAUGCCGAAGACAACCAAGAUGACGAUUUCGAAUGCACAAAGCGUACUCACCACAAUGAACUCUCGCAGAACCACUCCAGCAAAGCCGCGAGAAUCGAGCAUCACAAUGCCACCGAAAUCAGCUUGACCAGCCCAAAUUCCCUCUUCAACUUCCCAUCCGAGAUUCAUCACCGCAUCUUCUCGUUUCUCGAUGGCGUGGAAGACGUGCUGCGAUUCAGUCUGACAAAUCGAUACUUUUGGGCUGUCGGACUCUCCCACAUUGAAGAGCACAUCAUCAAUUCUCUCGCGCCGUGGGCUGGAGAAAAGAUAAUUUGCGUGGGCGAUAAAAGCGAUCCUCACGAUUUCCCGCCAGAUCUGCUCAGUGUGACCGAAGCCGAGGAGGUCAAACAGCUAAACAAAGUGUACGAUCUAAAAUCAUUUUCCAUUCGGAACACAUACAAGAAGAUCGGUGGACCUGCCCUAUCCCAGAGACUGCAGAGAUGGUUCCUCGACUACGAAGCGAGUCACUACAUGGGCCCCGCCAAUCGAGCAGAGAUCAUGAUGGGUCUUAAGCCGGAAAUUCUGGAAUUCUAUCCACGCAAUCAACGAUGGAUCCUGCGUAAUUUGACAACUCGAGAGUACGUGCGAGGAGAAGUGAUCGCACUUAAAGAAGAGUUCAUCCACGGUCCUCAGAUUGAAGUCUUUGGGUUUGCUGAAGUUUUAAUUUCUCGUAUUUCUUGGUCGACGGAACCCGAAAUGAUAGGCGGGGGAGACCACAUUACUCGUGGGAAAUGGGCGGGUCAUCGAUUUGAUAUUACUCCGCUGGUAUGGCUUCAGGAGAAACAUGGGAAGGAAACCUGGAGGGAUGUGAGCAAUGAGAUACUAAGAGAGAUAGAUCUGAUCCUGGGUGGUCAAUUGGGCGAUGACUGGCGGGACCAGAUGGCAAGGAGUUAUCGAAACCAUGCGAAUCAGGCUCUUGUUGAAUAUUCUUGA